This is a messenger RNA of Physella acuta, 2328 nucleotides long. Its product is annotated as centrosomal protein of 85 kDa. NCBI's taxonomy places the organism in Eukaryota, Metazoa, Mollusca, Gastropoda, Physidae. Gene Ontology annotation, cellular component: centrosome. The record is from RefSeq and is a predicted model, not a curated record.
UGUGCUUACAGGUUAAAUAUGAAGUGACUGUCGUUUGUGCUUACAGGUUAAAUAUGAAGUGACUGUUCACUUUUUUCAAUGGAUAGCAAAGAAUUGACCAACGUACCAGACUAUCAGAAAAUUAGACAAACAAGCUAUACAGCAGGUGGAGCAGGCAGUAAUGCAGCAAACUGGGAUGAGGAUGUGGAGGUACUGACACCCUCCCCUGUGGUACAGCACCCACUGGCAUCUCAACAUACCCACCUACAUCCACAGCCAACAUGGGAUGGGAAGCAGCUAUAUUUUGGCUCCAGCAUCCAUGGCUUGAAGGCAGGCUGGGAGCCAUCAUACAGCAGUCCCAUCUACUCCAGCAAUCAUCCGCCACACCACAACUCACGACACCCCCCAAAAUACACAGACUCUGCUGGUGUUCAACGGAGAAUUUUAGGGAAAAAUGUUUCACCAAACAGACGUAGUUUUACUGAAGGACUUUCGGCUCACGAUGAUGACUUUUCACAUCAGAGAAGCAUCAAGUCCAGUGCUAGUCAACAAAAUAUUUCUCAUUACUCAGGUUCUCCAUCCAACUAUAAGGAAAAUGUAUCAAACUCUCAGUUUGAAAACAGGACUCAUCCUGGACUUAUCAGGAAAGGAAAUAGCACACAAAACAUCAUGGGGUACUAUGAUCACCCUAAGAAAACUGAUGAACAGUGGAAGGAUAUUGGCGGAGGUCAUGUGACUGGAAAAGUUCCACAGGAUGACCUCAGGUCUUGGCAGCAGCAGCAUCAAGAAGAACUGCUACAUCAGCAUCUAGAGACUCAGGCUCUUUAUGAAAACCCAAGCAGCCAGGCCCAGUACUCUGAAGCAGUUUUGUCCAAGCUCAAUCUGGAUGAUUCACAGAGUAGAUGGGACCCAGUCAGAAGGGCAGCAGACAGCAUUAUCAAAGAAAAAAACAUGAUCAUUGACAAGUUAAAGAACAGAAUUCUGGAACUAGAAGAAGAUUAUCAAAUCUCUGAGAGCAACUUGAGACAGGCUUUGAUUGCCAAAGAAGAUGAUACAGAUAUUGUUAAGCACAAACUCCAGGAAAUGCAACACAAGAAUACUAACCUAAAAGAAAGACUGCAUGAAGAGAGGGCAAGAAAGCAGACUGAGGUGGAUGGUCUAGAAUCUAAAUUAGGCUCAGCUGAACAUGAAAUAGAACAGUUGCAUGCAGCGCUACAGAAACAGGAGCUGAAAUUCUCUGAACUACAAAAGAGUUUGAGAGAAAAAUGCACUGAGGCAGAAAGCUGGAAGAAAAAAUGUGAAGAAUCUUUGACUGGUCACCAGGAGCUGAAGAAAAAACUGGACAGUCUGCAGAGAUAUUUGGAUGAGCUGCCCACUGUGGAGGAGAGCAGGCUCCACGCACAGCAGGUCCUCGCCUUGCGUGAAGAAAAUGCAUCCCUUAAGAUGAGAACUGAAAAUUUUGAGAAAAAAUUGAGCCAUGCCAGAAAAAUUUUAACAGCUCGGGACUUCAGGAUACGUGAGCUAGAGGACAAGGAACAAGAGCUAACAAUCAAGUUAACAAACAUACAAGAAGAGUUUGAGAGAUUUGAAGAUAAAGAAAAGCUGGAGUUUGACAAGAGCCAACUGAAACAAUGUCAGCUAGAGAAGGAGAGACUGGCAGCUGAUUUAGAGAAGGCUAAGAAGCUGCUAGAGACGACCCACCUGAAGCUGAGAAAAGUGGAGACCAAACACCAGUCAGAUCUGAGGUCAGCGCUAGAGAGGCUGGCACAAGAGGAGGAGGCUGUCCACUCUCUCAAGGAGGAAGUGAACCAAAGAGAGGGACUUAUUGAGAGGAUGAAAAAAUCACUGAAAGAGCAUGGCCUCCACAAUCAAGCCCUAGUUGAAGAAAAUCUCCAGCUGAAAGAAGAACUGAGACAGCAGGAGGCCCAGGACCCCAGCAUCUCUCCCCAGUCUCUACACACUCUACUACAGCAGCUGGGCUUUUGUUUUGCUGAGCUGCAAGCUUUAGUGCACGUAGUCAAGCAGCGGGCUCGAGGAGAGGAUCCCGAUAUCUCUCUAUUACUGGGGGUCAAAGGUCCAGAGAAUGAAGCAGGUGCUAUGGCCAAGCCAUUGAUAUCUCAGUGGCUGCUGACAGUGGGGGAACUUCGCAGGGAGAUGGACAAGAUGAGGGCGUUCAUCUGUAACAGAUACGCUGAGGACAUGGGGGACAACAUCACAUGUGCCACUCAGUAGAGAUGGUUCGUGUUUUGACAGUCAAACUGUGCAGCAGAGGAGACUUUUUAUCUGCCAAAAUUUGUUCAGUAUAUUAAGAUUUGUGUACAUAGUUUAAUAAAUUAUUUAUCUGCCACC